CUCUACCGGCGUGAAAGAAGCGACAGGACGCCUCCAAGACUCCGUUGUCCACCCCGCCCAGCCUUCCAGCUCGACCUUUGCUGGCUUUCUUCCCUACGGCCGGAGCGCCAGCCUCUCCGGCCCCAACGACCACGACGACGACACCAUGGCCGACAACAGUAACAGUUCCUUCCCGGGUACCAACCCGUUUCUGCACACCGACUUUUCCACCAGCAUAAAGGGCGAUGCCCACAGCUCGCCCUUCCAGAAAAUUGAGGAGGAGGAUGAGUUCGAGGUGACGUCACCCACCGAUGCCACUUUCAAGAGGUCGAAUGCCGGUGAUAAUAGCACCGGCGGCGGCGUCUUCUUCAAAGGUGAUGCCUUUGGUGGCGGUAGUGGUGGUGGUGGUGGUGGUGGUGGGAACGGUAAUCACUCGUUGUUCAGUCGGAGUCCCUUUGACCAAAGCCCCAACGAAGGCAGCCCGUCGGAGCCUUCCCGUCCCACGGGGGCGGCCGCCGGCCAAGGGUUUCCAAACAAUUACGCUCUAGGCCGUCGUACCUCGGUGUCUGCGGAAUCACUGAAUCCGACAUCCGCCGGCUCGGACAGCUGGACGCCGCCCUUCCACGUCAAGAGCGAGGAGCAGCUGUCGCGCCUGAAGACGGCUGUCAGCAGCAACUUCCUGUUUGCCCACCUGGAUGACGAGCAGUUCAAGACGGUGCUGGACGCGCUGGUCGAGAAGCCCAUCCCUGCCAAGGACAUCAAGGUCAUCACGCAGGGCGACGCGGGUGAUUUCUUCUACAUUGUCGAGGAUGGCCAUUUUGAUAUCUACAUCCACCCGUCGGGCGCCGCGCAACCCGGCCCCGACGGCCUGGGCAACAAAGUCAGCACGAUCGCCCCCGGCGGCUCGUUCGGCGAGCUGGCGCUGAUGUACAACGCCCCGCGCGCGGCAACGGUCAUCUCGGUCGAUCCCAAGAGCACGCUGUGGGCUCUCGACCGGGUCACCUUCCGGCGGAUUCUCAUGGACUCGGCCUUCCAGCGACGCCGCAUGUACGAGGCCUUCCUGGAGGAGGUGCCUCUGCUGGCCAGUCUGAAACCCUACGAGCGCUCCAAGAUCGCCGACGCCCUUGACACAAUCAAGUUUGCCGCGGGAGCCACGAUUAUUACCGAGGGCGACCCGGGCGACGCGUUCUACCUGCUGGAGGCUGGCGAGGCUGACGCCGUCAAGGAAGGGGUCGACCGCCCCGUCAAAUCGUACCGCCGCGGCGACUACUUUGGCGAGCUUGCCCUGUUGGACGACAAGCCGCGCGCGGCCAGCAUCGUCGCCAAAACGGAGGUGAAAGUCGCCCGGCUGGGACGCGACGGCUUCAAACGUUUACUCGGGCCGGUGGAGGAAAUCAUGCGACGCGCUGAAUAUGAGAAACCUGAAUAGAGAGGUUCUUGUGUUUUUUCUUCUUCCUCUUCUUCUUCUUCUUCUUUGCAGCAGACACUUGUCUACAGUAUAUGUAGUUUCUAUAUA
This is a messenger RNA of Penicilliopsis zonata CBS 506.65, 1495 nucleotides long. RefSeq lists its product as hypothetical. Lineage: Eukaryota; Fungi; Ascomycota; Eurotiomycetes; Eurotiales; Aspergillaceae. Gene Ontology annotation, cellular component: nucleus. Bases 146 to 1408 code for a protein of 420 amino acids. The record is from RefSeq and is a predicted model, not a curated record. The transcript has 2 exons.